AUGUAUCCUGGAUGGACGGGAGACGAUUCGUACUGGGCAGGAGCUGGCACCGCUACUGCUCAAGCCGCCUCCAACUCCUCCGCCACAUCUGCCUCUUCGACAGCGUCCUCGACUGCCGCAGCCGCUGCCGCCGCCAAUAAUUUGAAGGUGUGUCGCUGAGCACACAAUUGAAUUGCAUAUCUAGAAGAUGAGACCAGAAACAUCUUCUAAUGAAAUCGAAAGAUAACCUUUACUGUGAUUUCUUACCUAAUCUGUACUUGCAGACGUACGAACUGUACAACCACACAUACAUGAACAAUAUGAAGAACAUGCUGGCGGCCGGAUGGAUCGACAACACGAACCCGUGAGUCCCUCGGUCUUUCCGUCCUCCAAACUCACAGAAACGGUUGCAGAUUCGCGUACAACCCUCUGCAAGCGACUUCUGCCAACUUCGGAGAGACGCGCGCCUCGAUGCCAGCCAUCUCGCAGCCGGUGUUUCCGUGGAUGAAAAUGGGCGGUCAGUUCGCGUUUCAUUCGCUUUUCACUCGUGGAUUUCACUCAUUUUUAUGAGGCCAUAAUGCCUAGAACAAACACGUGCAUAUGGGUCAUCGUCCUCCGAAAUGACUUCUCAUUUGUUGAUGUCGUUGUGAAGGGGUAAUGACCGCCAAAAAGGUGUGAAGAGGCACACUUUUUCGAUGCUUAUCUGCCGGGGACUUCUAUGGCGGUGGCCGAUCGCAAAAUAUGGCGACAUGGCGGCCUCUUUGGGUUCCGAUCGCGGAGAGAGACCACCGCAAACUGCAAUUUUUGAUUUAUUUAUGAUCGCGUAUUUGUGUCCGAGAGGAAAAAGAGUAAAAGGGAAGGUCAAAUUGAGAGACAACUUCUGCAGAAUGACAGUACUUUCGGUAUGAUAGAAGGAGAGAAGAAGUAUGGGAAAUCAUUUUAAACUAUGAAAAACAGUCCCGACCUGUCCCGAAUGUCCCCAACAAGGACUGUUCGAGAAUCCGAUGACUCACCCGGUUCUCCUUUUCAUUCGUUGCAUUUUUUCGGAAGCACGGGAAAAGAAGCGGAGACACGAAAAUACGCGGCGAGUCGUGUCUCGCUAGUCCCGCUCGUUCCCUCCGUUUCCCUCUCGCUCCUCUUCCGAUCAUUUAUUUUCCGUUUCCUUUGAAGUUCGCCGCCGUGCCAGAAAAGACGGCCCGUGAAGCCGGCCGGGAACCGCCUUCGAGCCACGCGGCCGAGGGACGAUGAAAUGUGCUCCGAUCUGAUUUAUUCGUUCGUGUUCGCAACAACAAUGCUACAAGUUGUACUACAUAGGACGCGCGUCCGUUCGACACCGACCUGUCAAAAUGUUUGCGGUCGAUGUGAGGACGAGCUGAGGCGGCUUUUACGACACGAGGCUCCGUCGGGCGGCAGCUGCUGCUCCGUGGGUUUCUGGAGCAGCACGGGCGGCUUGUCGCCUUCUAAUCUCAUGAUUUACAGUAGAAAGAGGACUGACAAGAAAUGGACAGUAGGCACGAAAAAACCGGAUUAGGAUUGAGGAAGACGUUGUUCGGAGGGGAUUAACAGUGUAAAGGUGGAACAGGGGGAGGAGAGGACUGAGCAGUUCCAUCGGGUUCCCGAAAAGGUGACCUCGAGGGCCAGUCCACAUAAGUCUUACGCAUUCGAUCAGAGCUUCGGACGAUUAACCCAGAUUCGUGCCGUCACAUUCCUCCGAUCACUUUUCAUCAUUUCGAGUUAUCAGUUUGUGAGACGAAUCCAUUCUCAUUCCGUUUUUCCUAAUCACCGCCUUGAUUGAUGUUUUCAUCUCUCAAUUGUAGAGAUUUAGAAUGAGAGACAACUACAGUAAUCCCCUUCACAAGUUUCCUAAUCAAAUUGGCGAUCGAACCGAAUACUGAACGCCGACAAGCGUCGUUUUGUUGGAGGAGAAAAGGACAGGUUACGUCGUCCUUUUUUUGUUUUGAUCGGAACAUUUUUUGCUGGGUUUGGAAUGUACUUCUGGGAGGUCCUACUGUAAAACUGUCGAUGAGAGCAAAAAGGUGGGGACUACAGUAGUCGGAUUCGAACAUUUUCCGGAUGAGGGACAGAUGGCUGAAUUACAAUGAGAAGGAAGGAGAAGAAGACGUGUGAGGGUGUUGCAAGAAAAAUUGGAAAUUGAGGAGAAUGAAAGACAAUGAAAGAGGGGUACGGUAGGCGGGGGCGGACGUCGAUCAGGACACUCACUUCAAAAAUGUACCUUUAAAUCGGUCUUGCAAUGCGGUUGAGAUCAUUUCACUAGAACACCAAGAAUUCAUACGACUCCCAAGUAGCUUCACGAAAGUUUUUGAAAUCAUCAUCUUUGUAUGUUUCUGGAGUGUCCUGUUUUCAUUUGCAAUUGGAUACUCUCUAUUAUGUACAUGUUCUGAUCAUAUUUCCCCUGAUUGAAUCGUCAUCAGACACUGAAUUCCCCAUUAUCACUAUGAUUUGUGACCUAAGAGUUUCGUGAGUUUCGAGAUCAAGCACUCUGUCGUUGCCCACUCGGAUCUUCUGAUGAUUUAUUUCGGCUCAUCGCUUUCCUCAAUCAUCAUAGCAAGUUUUGGGGAAGAUUCGAUUGAGAAGGUGUGAUGGGACCGCCCGGAACAACAACUGUUAUGAAGUCGGCGCGACGAUAAGACAAAGGGAUUCGGCAAUAAUGAAAUACGAGCGGAUGAGGCGACGACACAGAAUGACAACUGACCGACCAAUCGGACCGAUCGGAGGCCGGGCGACGACGGGAUGACUGUAGUUAUUUGGGAGAACAUGGGCUGAUUAGUCAGAUAAACCGACCAUUCUGGCGCCCAUAAGAAGACGUUCCUCUGGGUUCACUCUAUAUUCGAUCGGCUCACUGUCCAGCUUCUCCUCUUCCUGUAUCGUCAUUCUCAACUUCUAUCGUAGCACAUAUAAUUCAGCUCUCUCUCUUACCAUCUUAAUAUUUGUUAUCUCGAUCAACUCUUUUUAUUAUAGGAACGAAGGGAGGAGAGUCGAAGCGUACCCGUCAGACGUACUCGCGCAGCCAGACUCUGGAGCUCGAGAAGGAAUUUCACUAUCACAAAUACUUAACACGGAAACGACGGCAAGAGAUUUCGGAGACGUUGCAUUUGACGGAAAGACAGGUCAGUUGAAAACCGGGCAGCUAGGGCCGACUGAGACCUCAAGUAUUUUCUGUUCCAAACGCCGCGUCCUUAAUUGUUUUCCGAUAGUGCAGACCACCCAAAAAGUGGCUGAAGCAAGCGUUUUUUUUGCCAAAAAACGCGGAGAGGAAAGAAGUUUUCUCAGCAUUUUCGAAGCGCGCGACGCGGCGGUCCUUUUGAAGUUGCGCCGAAAAGAGAAGGCGAAAAAGAGAAGGAAGACCAAGAGUCGAAGAAACGUUUUUGAAGAAGUAGAAAAGUUUUAGAGAGGGCUGUUGAGAUGGAAAUGGGCGGUUUCGUGAGCUGAAAAAAAUCACUAGACACUUAAGUCAUUUCAGGUGAAGAUUUGGUUCCAAAACCGUCGGAUGAAGCACAAGAAAGAGGCGAAAGGCGAGGGCGGCAGCAAUGAAUCCGACGAGGAAUCAAAUCACGACGAACAGAACGAACAGAACUCCUCGUGA
Messenger RNA from Caenorhabditis sp. 36 PRJEB53466, 3583 nucleotides. The record is from the annotation of a GenBank genome assembly. Lineage: Eukaryota; Metazoa; Nematoda; Chromadorea; Rhabditida; Rhabditidae.